AGAAAAGAAAAAGCAUUUUCUUCCCCUCACCUUUUCAGAGUGCAGGUGUGCACGGGUGUUGCACAGUGUCGAUCAGUAAAACUGUAAUUAUCGUUCGGCUCACGUGUUUCCAGCGUGGCAUCAAUACAUCACGCUCAACGACUCCCUUUUACCUCGAUUGGUGAAAACGAAACAGCCCAUCAACAACAAAAGAGUCAUCAACCAAAGUAGUGGGAGGGUGAAUAAGAAAAACGGGACAAAACAUAUUGAAAUGGCAAUGAACUUAAAAGAGGAAGCCACCAAACUGGAAACUCAGUUGGAAACGAGUUGUUUUCAACUUAAACUUUCCGAAGAAUGCCACCUUCUCGGCAAAUUCUUGCAAGUCGUUAAAAGUAACAACUCACGGGCAGCCGCCGUCUACAGGUCCAACUGCAAGGAUGGCCAGCACGCGGCCAGUUGCUACCAGUUGGGCCAGCUUUACCACUCCGAUGUCCAAUUGGCGAAUCAUCGUGCGGCUUUCGCGAGCAAUCGAAGAGGUUGUCAACUUGGUAGCGCCAAAUGUUGCCUCGAUGCCGGUAUGGCUAAAUUAUCUGACCCGCAGGACGACGGAUGCGUCGGACAGGAUUUUCCGCAAGCCGUCGACUACUUGAAACGAGCCUGUCAACUCGGCUCUGGAUUUGCAUGCUAUUUACUUGCCGGUGUUUACAUAACCGGCAUUCCGGGAUUAGUCGAUCGCGACUUAUCUCUCGCUUUCAAGUUCGAUUUUGAAGCGUGUAAACAACUCGAUUUCCCGUUGGCUUGCGCCAACCUCAACGGAGCAUUGAGCAAUGCGGGAGCGACGCCCGCGCCAUCUAUCGGUGUAUUAUGGAGAAUAGCUCAUUUUAAGAGCUUGUAUGGUGUUACAUCAUCCGAAUCGAAAUAGCUUUUUAUCAGAGUUGGCAAAUACAAAGCUUCGGAUAUUCA
Molecule: messenger RNA, 942 nt
Organism: Daphnia magna
Lineage: Eukaryota; Metazoa; Arthropoda; Branchiopoda; Diplostraca; Daphniidae
Product: cytochrome c oxidase assembly factor 7 homolog
Exons: 3
Coding region: 251-901 (216 amino acids)
Cellular component (GO): mitochondrial intermembrane space
Molecular function (GO): protein binding
Source: RefSeq, a predicted model, not a curated record